Messenger RNA from Thermothelomyces thermophilus ATCC 42464, 1758 nucleotides. RefSeq lists its product as uncharacterized. Bases 200 to 1393 code for a protein of 397 amino acids. Gene Ontology annotation, molecular function: protein binding. The record is from RefSeq and is a predicted model, not a curated record. The transcript is spliced from 2 exons. NCBI's taxonomy places the organism in Eukaryota, Fungi, Ascomycota, Sordariomycetes, Sordariales, Chaetomiaceae.
CGAGCUCCUAACAACAUCAGCUACAAACCGUUGUUUACUUGUUAUUUUUAACAUUGCCGAAACCAACAGAUUAAUGCAACUGUUCUGAGCCCGCUUCAUAACUGUCAAUGAGAUUAUUAUGGUGUUCGUCAAAGAUUGAUUACCUCCUCACUCCUAACGUCACGGUCAAUUCCGCCCUUGUUGCUCCAGCGGCACAGCGAUGUUUUUGGCACGGGCUUCAGGGGGAGCAGGGCGGCUCUCUGGUAUUGCUACUUGGGCUGCCCUUCGACCUAGAGUUCCGGAUGCGCAUCCAUUUGUUUUGGCCAAUCAGGUCCGAUUACAACAACAACAACAAGGACGAAGACGACGACAACAACAACGAGAUUACGCAGUGUUUCUUCGCCCGCGAUCGAGGCGUCCCCCAGCAGAUGCGGCGGACGGUUUGCCCUUCAAAAACGUCGACCCUCCACCUCUCCGCUGGUGGCGAGAGUUUCAGGAGGCUCGCGGGAUCGGGGAUCUGACUCCGGAAAAUUGCCUGAGUGCGUUCACGCAAUACUGCCUCGUUGCAGCCAACACGGGCUCCAGCUGGAAGAGUGCGCUGGAAAGGGACCACAAUAUUGAUCCGUACACUCUCCACUACACCGCCCUGCCACUGCUCAACCGGUCCGGGAGUCCUGCUAUGACGGUUGGAAUGCACAUGCUCUUCACAGCAUCAAGCAUGGGAUAUACGCCUUCUAUCUUGACGCUGAUGGGCAUCCUCGUGCGCUCGCCCGAAAAUGUCUACGCCAAGGCGCGAGUGUCGCCGUCCUGGCGCGAGGUCGAUGCGCGGUUUAAGCGAUUGCUUCAAACCGAGAAGAACCCCGACGCCUUCACACUGCAGGGGCUCUUGCUGCUGCGCGAAGGCAGGGGCGACCUCUUCGCGCUGAGGUACUUUGACAGGGCCGUCGAGGCGGCGCGCGACAUGCCAGGGACGCAACCGGGACCGGUCGAGCAAGAUGCCCCGACCAUUCGCGAGCCGAGGUGGACCCUGGAAGCUUUCUGCCACAGGAACCGCGGAGCCAUUCUGCUGAAGCAGAACCGGAGAGAAGAGGCCAUGGCCGCCUUCAGGAUCCUCGCGCUCGAGCUGGACCUCCCAGACGGCUACGCCGAGCUGGCCAAGAUGCUUCCGCCACACGCGAAGGAACGCGAGACCUACCUCCUGAAAGCCGCACAGGGCGGCAGCUUCGAGGCCUGCGCGCUCCUCGCGCUCCACAUGGCCGACAAGGCCGCUGACUCAGAUCUCCCUCACGGCGAUCGCGUUGUCGCUGCGGGCUUGGCCCGCGAAUGGGCGUUGAUCGAGCCGGACGAUGCGAAGAGGGAGCAGGUGCUGGCCCAGGUAGCGGAGAGGACCAAGGCGGUCUCUGGGGAGAGAUAGGCAAGGGAAGGUGCCUAAUAAGCGCGCUUACGCCCAGCUUUCCGCUAAGUGAUUUGUUUUGAGACGGGUUAACACGUUCGGAGACCGUCUGAUGACGGCACUUCAGCUGUUACCCAAUGCUUCCUGUAUUGUCAAGAACGAAGUCCGUGUGAACUGUAUAUAAACUGCACAGAACUGGCCGAAAUGGGUUAUUAAUUGGAGACACAUCCUUGCAAUUGCCCUUUAGAAAUUCUUCCGAUUCGACGUCCGGCUAUUGCUGUCAAAUUGCCUUGAAGACGGCCGUAGGUGUAGUGUGCAUCCUUCCCGGCGGCAUGAAGUACACAACAAUAAGCAUGAUCCACUCGAGAACCAGAAUAACCUGUUGU